AUGGCCGACAUCAAGGUCGCCGAGCAGAAUGGCUCGGCGGGUCGUGCCGACAACGCAUCCCUCCUCGAGAAGCAGACGAGAACGCGCAGGUUGUUCUCAACGUCGCAACUGUUUGCGUUCUCGCUGGUGUACUUCAUCACCUGGGGAGGCCUUGGAACCAACAUGUACUUUGCCUUGAUCAACGGUGGACCGGUCGCUUAUCUUUUCAACUUCAUCAUUGUCUUUGCUGGCGUCUUGGGGCAGGCGGCAUGUCUUGCCGAGCUCUCUUCGAUUAUGCCAAUCGCUGGUGCUCAGUAUUAUUGGACAUAUGCGUACUCCCCUCCCAAGUACAGGAUGUUCAUGACCUGGAUCCAGGGUUGGGCAACCUGGCUUGCUUUCGUCGCAGGUCUUGCCUCGGUCAUCAACGGAACGAUUGUCAACCUCGAGGCCAGUGUGCAGAUCAACUUCCCCGACUAUGUCAAUGGAGGGUGGCACACCACCGUCAUAGUCAUGGCUAUGCUGGCAUUCUGCACCAUCUUGAACUGCUGGUUCUUUGGCUUGGUGCCCUGGAUUGAGCUGGGAUCUGGUAUUCUGAAUGUGGUAUUCUUCCUCAUCACGCUGGUAUCCCUGUGGGUCAUGGCUCCGCGCAAUCCAGCUUCGUUCAUUCUCACACGGACGAACUACUCCGGUUGGGAUAACGACUUCGUAUCUUGGAACGUCGGCAUGCUCACCCAGAUCUGGUUGUUCAUCAGCUUUGAAUGCGUCAUCCACAUGGGCGAAGAAACCAAGAAUGCUCGCCGUGCUGUGCCGCAGGCUAUGUUCUGGUCCAUCGUCACGAAUGGUGUUCUCGGUUUCGUCAUGAUCAUUACCUACAUUAUCUGCAUGCCGCCUGUGGAGGACCUUCUCGCAUCCUCGAACCCCUUUAUCUACUUGCUGAAGACAGCUGUAGGCUCUCCAACCGUGGCGACCGUUUUGACUACCGGCAUAACCAUCAUCGGCGUGGGAUGCUGCCUGUCUUCGUUCUCCUCCACUACUCGUCUCACCUGGGCGUGGGCUAGAGAUGGUGGACUGCCCCUCUACUUUGGUCACGUCGACGGCAAGCACCGCGUUCCUCUGCGAGCUGUUCUCCUGACCUGUGUCAUUGUCAUGCUCCUGGCCCUUCUCAACAUCGGAACAGGUACCUACAUCGCCUUCGGCGCCGUGACUUCCUUGUCGUCCCUCGGCUCUUACGUCAGCUACGCCAUCAUCCUGUCCGUAUCCCUCUACGCAAGGCUUACAACGGGCCUGAAGACGGCUGAAUGGAGCAUGGGCCGUCUUGGCCUGCCCGUCAACAUCUUUGCCCUGGUCUACACCCUGUACUGCAUGAUCUGGUUGCCCUUCCCUGUCACCGUUCCCGUCACAGCUGCGACCAUGAACUACUGCGGCCCCGUAUUCGUGGCUUUCAUGGUUGGUGCUAUUGGAUCGUGGUUCGCGUGGGCGAAGCACAACUGGUCUGGCCCCAACCAGGGCGUGGCGGAAAUCGUCAUGAAGUCUACUGGCGCCAACUGA
Messenger RNA from Microdochium trichocladiopsis, 1527 nucleotides. RefSeq names its product amino acid permease. The transcript is spliced from 5 exons. NCBI's taxonomy places the organism in Eukaryota, Fungi, Ascomycota, Sordariomycetes, Xylariales, Microdochiaceae. The record is from RefSeq and is a predicted model, not a curated record. Gene Ontology annotation, cellular component: membrane. Bases 1 to 1527 code for a protein of 508 amino acids. Gene Ontology annotation, biological process: transmembrane transport. Gene Ontology annotation, molecular function: transmembrane transporter activity.